Tetrahymena thermophila SB210 is the source of this 8568-nucleotide messenger RNA. RefSeq lists its product as hypothetical. The transcript has 3 exons. The record is from RefSeq and is a predicted model, not a curated record. NCBI's taxonomy places the organism in Eukaryota, Ciliophora, Oligohymenophorea, Hymenostomatida, Tetrahymenidae.
AUGAAUAGCGAAAAGAGGUAAAAACGAGCAAAGAUUUAUCAGUCCGAAAUAGAGAGAAUGUAAGAUGAUUAAUUCUAUCAAUAAUAUUUUGGAGCAGAGGAUAGUGAAGAGGACGAAGAUUAUGAAGCCAGCAGUAGUCAGCUUGCUGAAUAGGAUGAAUUUGAUUCAGAUUUUUCGAUGAACUCAAGGGAGUUUCAAGAAAUCAGAAAUCAAGCAAAUAAUCAAAACAAUGGUGAUAAUUAAAAUUCAUAAAAAGGGGUGAAGAAGAGAAAAAGAAAAGAUUCUAAUGAAUCUUCAUCUAAUUAGAAACAGAAGAGCAAGACAGAAGGAGCUUCAAAUAAUAAUAAAUCAAAAAAAGGUUCCUCAGACAUCUAGCAAGCAAAAAGCAAACGUGGUAGAAAACCCAAAAAAUAACAAGGUGAAGAGGAUAAUUAAUUGGAUGCUGAAACAAACGAAAAGGGCCAUACUAAUUCAAAUGAGUAGAAUUAGGAUGAAAAUAUGAAAGAAGAUGGUUAAGAUAGUGAAAGUGGGCACAACAUUAGAACAAGAAGUCGUACUGUCAGUGUGAAAUUACCAAUGAAUCAAUCUAAUUUUUAAAUUAGCUAACCCAAUUAGUCAGUAGCAAAUGGUUAAACUAAAAGCACUAACUAAGAAGGUAAUAACAAUAUCAAUUAAGACUACGACGAAGAUGAUGAUGAAGAAGAUGAAGAUUAUGAAGCUUCAGGUGAUGAAGAAGAUGACGAUGAUGAAGAUGAUGAUUAAGAAAGUAUUGAUAACGAUGCAGAUUAGCAUCAAUAAAUGCAGAGCAAUCCAAAUCAAUAAACUACAAAUAAUAAGAAAAAGAGUAUAAAAUAGCAAGAUAAAGAUAUGAAAAAUAGUAAAUAAAUGGAUGACUAAAGUAAUAAUAGUGAAAAUGAUGAAGAUGAUUAAGAAGAGAAUGGAGGGAUGGAUGAAGAAGGAGAGUCUGAUGAUCAGGAUAACAAAAAAAGAGAUGAAUACGAUAAUGAAAAAUCUAAGAGUGAUAAGUAAAAGAAAUAAAGCAAAGACAAGAUAAGUUAUGAAGACAAAAUUGAAUUAGAAGGUAUAAAAUCAAGCAAAUAGCAUAAGGGAAAUUGUGGAGGAGAAUAAGAUUUUAAAAUGAGAAAAGAGAUCAACAAGUGUGAUGACUUAAGAAGAAAGAGGUCUGACUAGAGUGAAGGCCGAGUAAUAUCAUCAGGUCCUCCUUCUAGGAAACACUCAAAGCAAAUAGUUUAAAACUCAAAUAAUUAGAAUAGCAAUAAAAACAGAUUUGAAGAUAAUGAAGCUAUUGACAGUUAAAUCGAAUUAGAAGAAACAGAUGAGCAAAAAUAGAGACGUCUCAAGAUUUAAUCAAGAUAAGCUAUGUUGUACAAGAAUCUAUAUUACUUUCCAUAUGUUAGGGCUGUUCACUUUGAAAAAGAUAUUUAGCAAUUUUAACGUAUUGAUGUAAGCUAUGCUGUAUGUUCGGGAAUUGAAGGGAAUACUAUUUCGGUUAAGCAUCCAGAAAUCAACACUUACUGCAUUGGGCUCCCUUAUAAAAGCAAGGAUGACAUUAUUUCAAGAAAUAAAACAGAAUAUCAUGAUGUUUUAUACAAGCAAGAAGAUGAGAGAUAUAGAUAGGAUGGUGAAAUUCAGUUAUUAACUUAAGGUAUACGUAUGUUAGAUCUCUUAAAAAAUAAAUAAUAUUAAAGCUUAGAAGAAAAGCAGUGGAUUAUUGAUGGAAUAAAUUAAAUUUAAAUAUUAUCUUAAUACAAUUCAUAUAACACAUACGUAUACAAUAACUGCAAGUUGAAAAAAAUAAAUCCAUGCGUUAUGGAGAUAGAAAAACUUGAAGAGCAAUUUAGUGAAGAAGAAAUUAAACAAAUUCACAAGGAACUUUAGGAGUUUAAUCAAAAAUAAAUUGAAAUAAAGCAAGAGAUUGUUAUCAAUCCUGAAGUUAAAUCAGAGGAUUAGUAAAAGGCUGAAAAAAUGAUUGAAGAAAAAAAUGAAAUAUAAAUAAAUGAAAGUUUAAAGAAUUAAUAGUAAACUGAUAUUCAAAAAAAAGAAGAGGAAGUAGGUGCAAUUAUUUAAUUAGAUACCUAAGUUGAAAUAGAGGAAGGGGAAAUAAUAGAUGAGGAUGAACUUUCAAAAUUAAAAGAAAAAUAAUAGUAAAAGUAGUAAUAAUAGUCAUAGGAUAAGUCAAGCUCACAAUAAGAGUAAUAAACUAAUUAACUCGAUAAUGAAAAGUAAUUGAACUAAAUAAAAGAAGAGAUCAUAAAUUAAGAUGGUAGUUAAAAUUAAGUUAAAGAGGAAAGCUAAGUAUAAGUUGAAGAUAAAAAUUAAUAAAACAGUCUUUAAUAAGAUUAAACUUAAGCUAAUUAGGUUGAGAUAGAUAUUUAAAAAACUGAAGAUGCAUUAAGAGAGAUUAUGAUUAAUAAAUUCGAAGAAAAAGCUGAAUAAGAGGAAUUUGACCUUAUUUAAGAGCUAUAAGCUAAAAUGUAGCUCAGAAAAAAGGCCUUAAAAGAUUGUAAAGAGCAAUUCUAAGAAAAAUGGAGAAAGUUAGAUUAGCUUUAUUAUCCUGCCUCGAUUGACUAAAAAACUUACAAUGCAAAAAAAUUAGAAAAUUAGAAUUUACAUUUGAAUAAAAUUAUUUUUAAAUUCAUUGAAAAGGAAGCUGAAGCUAGAAGGAUUUCUAAUUAACUUAUGCAGGAAAUUUUACUUUCAAAUAAUUAAGGAGGAAAUCGUAGAUAUUCCUUAUCAAGUAAUGAUCAAAACACCUUAAAAAAUAAUAUUCAAGACAAAGUUAGUCCAGAUUUAACAAGUUUUUUCAAUUUUGAAAGGUGUUUGAUUGAUUAAUCAGCUCAAGAAGCUUAAGAAGUCUAAGAUAAAAACUAAAAAUUAUUAUUUUAAGAAAUGUAAAAAUUUUAUUAAGCAAAUCAUGAAUUUUCACUUGAUUAAGGAAAAAAAAAGAAUAAAAAAAAGUCAUCGAGCUAAAAGCAUCUCAUAGAUUUUCCUAGCUUUACAUUUAAUUUUUAAAAUAAAGAAAUAUUGUAAAUGUCAGUUGACUUGAUAUAUACAUUUUUAAGAGAGUAGCAGCAAAGGGACAAGCUAUAAAUAACUGAGGAACAUAUUAAUAUAUUUUAACAAAUUUCUAAAUGUAUUUUGUAAGUAACUCCAUAAAUUUUAAAGGAUACAAUUAAUUCCUAAUAGAAGCGCUCUAUUUUGAACUAUUUAAAAAGCUAAAGAUUGAAUUAAGAAGAUUAUUAAUUAAACCAUUUUUAUGAAAAUAUGAAUAAAGAUAUUCCAGAAGAAUAGGCCUUCAUUUAAAAUAUUAAAGGAGAGUCUAGUAACUCUGAGAAUAGCUUAAAAUAAAUUAGUUCUCCUACUCACAAAUCUUAAAACGGAACAUAAAACUUCCAUCCUCUAUUUGGUAACUCUAAUCACUAUUAAACUAAAUCAUCUUAAAAAAUAUUUUAGUAAAACGGCUGUAGUUUAUUUAUAUCCUCAUAAAUUAAAAGUAUUCCUCAUUUCUAGCAUUCUAAAUAUUUCCCAAAAAGCGAAAAUAGACCUUUUGCGUUUGGAGGCAAAUAUUUUUUUUCAAUUUUACACUACGUUAAUGCUAUUUAUUAAAGAUUGCUAUAUUUGGUUCUCCUUAUCUAGAAAUAUAAUGCCAAGAAUGUAUAUGUACCUGAGGAAUUCUUGAGUGAGGAGUUAUAAGAGAGUAGCUAAACAUGUUUAAACAGUGAUGGAAGUAUUUCUCUUAAGGACUUAUUUAUUGGUGUACUUAUAGGCCAUGUUAAAGAUGAAAUCGAAGAAAUGUCCUAUGAAUCCACUAUGAAAACUUUGGGUGUAAAGAAUAGUAUAUAUCUUCUAAAUAUAAAAUAUAUUUUAAAUAACGUAUGGAAAUCUCUUUAUAGCCUUAACAAAGAUAGCAACGAAUAUAAUUUAUAUAAUUGCUUAUAUGAGUCAAUUGUUAACAAUAACAAUUAUUUUGAUGAAUUGUAUAGAAGAAUUAUCUUGCAUGCAUUAGAUGUAAUUGAAGAGGAAGAAGAGGAAGAAAGAAGAAAUAAAAAUUCAUUAGAGGAAGAUGAAGAAUCAAAUGAGACAGGAGCAUAAAAAUAAUUUAGCGAAAAUUCUAUUGCUAUGAUUCCUAUUUGCAGAGCAUUCUAUGAGCCAUAGUCAUAAAUGGUUUUCAUCCAUAGCUUACUUUUAAAAGAUAUAUUACCUCUUAACUCUAAUUAUGCAUAAGAAGCUAAUUAAGAAGAGAGCAUUGAAGAAGAAGAAGUUGCACCACCACCUAAGGUUUCAAAGAAAGAAAGCAGCCAAUUAAAGAGAAAAGGUUCUUAAUAAAAGGAAUCAUCUGAACAUCCUGAACCUGAACAUAGACAAAGGGCUUAAUCUAAGCAGAAGGUUUUAAUUUAAAAGGAGUAGGAACUAAAUAAAGAGUAAUCUGAUAUUUAAGAGGAUGAAGAUGAUAAAAAAAAUAAUUCUAUCGGAUAAAAGAAAGUUAAUAAAAAAGUAGAAAAUGAAGAAGCAGAAAUAAAAAGUUAAUAAUACUAAAUUAGCAAUAAAAUAGAUGAAGAAAAUAUUGAAGCCGAUGGUAGCAAUGUUAAUAAUAAUCAUGAGGAAGAACAUGACGAAGAAAGUAGUAACAGCAAUAAAAAAGUUAAUAAAUAAAAAAAAGUAAACAAGUAAAUUAAGAAGUAAGACAAACAUUUACUAAACAAUAAUAAGAAUGUAAAUAACAAAAGCAAUUAGAUAGCAGAUAAAAACAACUCUACAGAAGAAAAUAGUAAAUAAUCUUAUAAAUUAUAAAAUUAAUAAUAAAAAUAACAACUAUAGAUAUAAUAGCAACAUUAAAACUAACAUUAGCUAUAAAUAUAAUAAUAAUUAAUGUAGAAUGAAGUUAACAAACUAAAUUUAUUACAAUAAAAUGGUGAAAAAGUCAAAAAAAGUUAGAACGUAGAGGAGGAUCAGUCUAUUACAGCAAACGCUGCUGUUCCAAGCAAAGAACAUCUUUCACCUAAAAAAGCUUAAAAUGGUACAAAAAUUUUGAAUUAACAUACAGAGGAAUAAGUUCAAAAUUAAAUAGAUUAGGAAAAACAAUAAGAAUAAAAAGAUUUAGAUUAGAAUCAGCUAUAAAUAUAAUAAGCUUAAUAACAGCAAGAGCAAUUAUUAUAAUAAUAAUUUUAAUAAAAUUAAUUAAAGUAAUAACAAUAAUUCUUAUAAUAACAGUAAUGGUAAUAUUAGUAGUAAUAAUAGAAAUAGUAGCAAAUUAUUUAAGAUAUUAACGUAAAUCCACAGUAAAAUCUAACUGAAAUUUAAAAAUAGCAAAUGUUUUAUUUCUAAUAAUUAAAUUAAUUAAAAUAAAUGAAAAUUGUUGCAUAGCAAUAGCCUAACCAAGCUUAAUAAUUGUAGUAGAUUGACUAGAAGAUAAAUGAAGUAGAAUAGCAAAUCAUGUCUAUAUAAGAAUUUUUAAAAAUAUAAUAAUAAUUAGAAAUAAGAAAAAGAGAAGAGUCAAAUCUUUCUUCACAACAACAGCAAUAGGCUAAUUUAGGUGAUUCUAUAAAAGGAGAUGAUGAAUAAAAUGAUAAGGAAGAUCUGCUUGGAGUUAUGACUAUUGAUCCCCCAAACUUUGAUAAUUUUAUGUGUUAAGCUUCAGAUAGCGGAAACAAUUCAAACAAUUUAAAUACAAGAUAAAAAUCUGGAUCAGAUCAGUAGAGUGAGAAGGAAGUUUAAUAAAAAUAAACUAAACACUAAAAGUAAGAAAAAUAAAGUGAAGGAAAUAAUAAGAUAAAUUUAAGGCUUAACGUGAGUAAACCAGAAAAGAAGGAAGAUUAAUUAGGUUUAAGUGGAUAGAAGGAACCUCAAGCAACUCCUACUACUCCUCAAUUCAAAUAAUAUCCUUUAGGACUUUAAUAGCAAUAACAGCUAUAAAUUUAACUAUAAGGUCUAAAUUAAUAACAAGUUCCUGGAGGGUUAGGAUCAUCUCAUAUAUUUACUCAAGACUAACAAAUUUAACAUUCAAAUCAGUAGUUGUAAUAAGGAUUGCAUACCUCUCAAAAUCGCGGUGGAAAUUUACUCUAAAAUUCUUAGUAAUUAUCUCAAGUCGCUCAACAGCCUCCUUCUCCUUAAUUUGGUUCUCAGCAGUCAAUUGCCCUAAAUACUCAACACAAUAUUGAAGCAAUUAAAUAAUAAAUUAUUAUAACUUAGAUGAGAAUGAAAGAGUUACGUGAAAGAUUAGAAAUUCUCAAAAAACUUGAUUAGUUAAAGCAAAUAAUGCCUGAUUAAAUUGUUGAAUAUAAAAUAUUGGUGGAAAAUUAUUAAAAUGAAGAGUAGAACUAUCAUAGUUUGAUUAUUUUAUUACAAUAAUAAUAGUAGUAGCACUAAGUAUAAUAAUAAUAGUAGCAAAUUUAGUAAAAAUAACUGCUCAGCAACUCAAUAUCUUUAGGCGGCGAUGCAGCUCUCCUUUAAGGAAAUUAGAUGUAGAAGUAAAUGCAGUUGUAAAAAUCUCAGUAACUAGAUAAAUCUGAAGGUUUGCUUAAUAGCUCUAAUCAUGGAAACAGAGCUGCUACUUCAGCUUAAUCCUAAGCUAUGAAUAAGCAAAAUACAUCAACAAAUUUAAUAGAUGUAUUAAAAAAAAGCUAAUAACUACAACAGGGAAGUAAUAUAGCAGCUUUAGCUAGUUAGUAAGGCUAAUAAAGCUCUCUUCUUAACCCAACUUUGGCAUCGUCUAUUGGUAUAAGUAACCCUUUAAAUGCUGCAUAGGUAAAUGCUAAUGCUAAUUUGUCAGCUUCUGAUAUAUAGCAGCUAAAAUAAACUAAUCCAUAGUUGUAUUAGUAAAUAGUAAUGAAUUAGCAGCAAUAAUAAUAGCAAUCAUUGUUAACUUAAAGUUAAUAGAUUUAAUCAUAAUAGCUUGCUUUAUUGUAGUAGUAAUAGUAACAGUAAUUAAGGUUCCAGUAAUAAUAAUUGCAAAAAUAAGGCCUUUUAGACUCUAGCGGAGUAAAUGGCUAAAUAUCUAACCAAUCAAUGAUACCUGGUUAAAGUAAUAAUGAAGUAACUCUUGGUACUUCUUAACUUUGGACUAAUAACAACCCAGCUGCAUCUUCAAGUGUGGGAUUAUCUACUCCAACUGAUCAAAAGGGAGGUUAAUUAAAUAUGCAAAAUUUAAAUGCUUAGGGAUCAGACUAAAAUGCUAUACAACUUUUUAAAUUAGAAUAAAUGCGUUAAUAAUAGAUGUAAACUAAUCUCAGCAAUAGUAUCCAUAUAGAUAAAGGAUAAACUUUACCAAAUACAUCUCAAGUUAAUUUGUUUUCGAGCUAAUAAGCAACUACAUUCCCUUCCCUAGGAGAAUCAGCACAUCAUCCAGCAUAACUUUCUACUUAAAUCAGAGGUCAAAAUGCUACUCCAACAGGUGGAGCUCCAAACUAAAAUUAAAACUUAUCAUCUGCAUUGUAAAGCUUUUUAUUGAAGAAUGGAGGAAUGAACUCUGCACAAGGCAUGCAAAUAGUUGGAGCUGCAGAAAAUGGUUAAAUAUAACAACUAAGCGAAAGUCUUGCAUCACCAAACUUAACUUAAAGCUAAAUGGAAUAGUUAAACUAGCAUUAGUAAUAAUUAUCACUCUAAAGAUAAUUAUAGCACCAUUAACAGCAAUAGUAGCUAUCUUAGCAGAUUUAAAAUUAACAGCUCUAAAACCUAAAUAUUUAAAAUUAAUAAAUGUCAUAACAGCAGCAAGUAUAUUAGCAAAUUAUGCAAUAACAAUUACUCAAAGAAAAAAUGUAAAUUGCUUAACAAAGAGCUCAAUAAGAGUAAGAAUUUCUGCAAAAAUAUUAGUAGUAGUAGCUUGCAGCCAAUCAUUAGCUUCUAGAAAUGAAUAAUACUCUUACUCCAAACGAGAAGCUUUAUUUAUAACAGCAAUAGCAAUUUUAGCAGAAUCAAGGAGGAUUAUCCUAAUCAUAGCUAAUACAACUUUAGCAGUCUGGAAAUAACCCAAGUUUAUUCCUUUUAUAAUAGUAAUAAUAAAAUUAGAGAUUACAGCAAUAGCCAAAUUAGUAAUAAUUAGCUUAGUAGUCUUAAAUUUAAGCUCUCUAGCUAUAACAAUAAUAGUAGCGCUUAUAACUUCUCCAAUAAUAAUAGCCUUAGCAAAACUUACCGAACUAACAGAUAAUUUUAUAGAACUAGCCUAUUUAAAGUAUGUCUUAGCAAUAACAAUAGUUGUUGAUGGCUCAAUAGUAAUAAAAAUAAAAUUAACUGUUAUUCUCUUAAUAGAACUAAUUAGUAAUGCCUAACCUCUCUUAAUCUUAACAGCUGUAAUAACUCUAAAUACAAAAUUAGAUGAAAAAUAUGCAAGCAUAAGGUAUUUUGGAUCCAUCUUCUCAAAUUUAAUUGAACCCUGCUGAUCCGAAUAUUCAAGAACUACUAAAUAACGAAUAUUUAAAACAGUAAUACCUACUUUAACAGUAGCAGUAGUAAUCCUAAUUAAUUAAUGCUAAAAGAGCAAACCUAUUAAUGGGUGGUAUCGAUAUUGGUUAACAAUAUGGAGAUAAUCUUACAAAAUUCAAAAAGAUCUGA